AUGGGUCCGAUCACAGAAGUACCGCAAGGCAUCGACGUCCACCAUCAUUUCAUUCCGGAAUGCUAUGCAAAAGCGCUCGCUGAGACUGGGGGCGAUCCUUCGGGCUGGAAGCUCCCCGCGUGGUCUGUCGCGGCAUCUAAGAGCCUCAUGGAAUCACAUGGCAUCCGCACCAGCAUCCUCUCUGUGACGGCGCCCGGCUGCAGUAUCCUCCAAGGUGCACCAGCGGCCGCGCUCGCACGUGCUGUCAACGAAGAGGCUGCGGCCAUCCGUAAGGCCGACCCCGAAUCGUUCGGCUUCUUCGCAGCACUACCGCCCGUAGAAGAUGAUGCGGACGCUGCAAUUGCCGAGAUCAAGCAUGCGCUGGACGUUCUCGGUGCCGAAGGUGUAACAUUGUAUACGCGGUACGGACCGGGCGCCCGGUACCUGGGCCAUGAGGUAUUACGACCCGUGUGGGCGGCACUCAAUGCACGCAAAGCCGUUGUAUUCGUGCACCCUACACACUUAGCCGACACACGACUAGUCAACGCAUCCCUGCCCCAGCCGAUCAUCGACUACCCGCACGAAACGACCCGUGCUGCCGUCGAUAUGAUCACCGCCGGGGUGGUGCGAGCCUUUCCCGACGUCAGGAUCAUUUUACCACACGCCGGCGGCUCAUUGCCGUAUCUGGCGACUCGAGCUGCACAUUUGAUGGCUGAUGCCGGCCUCACUCAGUUCAGUGCCGAUGACUUCCUCCAAGAUGCUAGGAGCUUCUACUUUGACACAGCGUUGUCCGGGAAUGACUUUUCGCUGCCGUUGCUGCUGGACUUUGCUGCGCCCGGGCAUGUUCUGUUUGGCUCUGAUUUCCCAUAUGCGCCGACGCCGACUAUCAACACGCACACGGUGGCUGGGGCGAAGGUACUGGCGGAAAGGAAGGGUAAUAAUGGGAUGGACCUCACUGCCAACGCCUUGCAGUUGCUCCCGCAGCUCAGAUCGAGAUAA
Molecule: messenger RNA, 978 nt
Organism: Didymosphaeria variabile
Lineage: Eukaryota; Fungi; Ascomycota; Dothideomycetes; Pleosporales; Didymosphaeriaceae
Exons: 2
Coding region: 1-978 (325 amino acids)
Biological process (GO): secondary metabolic process
Cellular component (GO): cytosol; cytoplasm
Molecular function (GO): carboxy-lyase activity; hydrolase activity
Source: RefSeq, a predicted model, not a curated record